AUGGUGAAAAAUAUUUUCGUGCUGUACUUCAUUUUGAUGUUGCUCUCCUGCUGCUAUGUGUUGGGUGAAGAAACAGGCUUAGAAAAUAAUAAAAAAAAAAUGGAUGAAAAAUUUUUAUCCAGGAUAAAGAGGCGAUUAGAAAUUUUGUACAAGUUGAGUUCGUACGACAAGAGUGAAGUGUUUGUGAGAGAAAUUGAUUCUAUAAAAGAACACCUGAACAUACUGAACGAAGGUGGGUGGGAAAGCACGGAGGGAAGGUGCAACGGAAAUUUAACAAGUGGGAUCAACAAGGCAGAGGGAGCAGGUGCAGAUAUGCCAGGGGGCGACCUAUAUAGUGUGACCGAGAGCGAAUCGGAUUUCGGCGAUGACGGGGAUGCCGUUCUUGUGGGAUGCUUCAACGGUCAUAGAACCCCAGGACAUAUGAAAAAUGCUCAAGGGACGGGUAAAGGCGGGAGUAAAUCGCUGGGUAAAACGCUCGGUAAAGCGAUGGGCAAGGGUGCCGGUAAGGCCGUGGGAAAGGCGGUGAGUAAAGUAGCGAAGAAAUUGGCAAGUAAAGUGGAACAUUAA
Plasmodium fragile is the source of this 567-nucleotide messenger RNA. RefSeq lists its product as uncharacterized. The transcript has a single exon. Bases 1 to 567 code for a protein of 188 amino acids. NCBI's taxonomy places the organism in Eukaryota, Apicomplexa, Aconoidasida, Haemosporida, Plasmodiidae. The record is from RefSeq and is a predicted model, not a curated record.